AUCAUAAUUAAGGUCAAAAAAUAUAAACACAACUAAGUGCAGUGAAGUGAAGAAGUGUUGGUCCAAAAAUUAUUAAUAAAGUUAUGAAAUGAAUGAAAUGCUGCAUGGAACAUGGUGACAACAAUUAAAAUCACUUGCGAUGGCGUCUUCAUCCAAUCCAAUUCAUAUCUCACGCCAACGCAAUCGAACGCAGCGGCAAUCAAAGGAAAGACAAGGGAAACAACAGCUGCGGCAGCACUCGCUGAAUUGGCGGCCAAUUCCCUGAGCAACGAGAGUGAUAAUUCACAGACGAGCAGUGGAAGUCAGACCACCGGAGGCAGCAGCACAACAAAUACCAAAAAAUCUGCUCGCACUACUUGCAGUAGGCGUCGAGUAAGUGGAUCGAUUGGUUCGCAGGAUUCACGCCGACGCUAUUAUUAUUUUGGCAGUAAGGAUGUCUACUGGUGCAAACAGAGCUUGACCCGCAGUGCCAGCAGCUUGAGCCACCGCGAGACUCUUGCCACCGCCAGUGCCACAAAUGGACUUGCUGUUGGUGGCCAGCUGAUUGCAAAGGCUCGACGUCGACCACUGCAGCUCUGCAGUAGCUUAAGUGCGGCCUAUGCACCACAAAAGCGAAAGGAGUUUUACUUUUGCGAUAAAUAUGCUCCAACGUCAAGUGGUAGCGGGAGUGCUACCGGGAAAAGAAGCACUGCAUCCUCGACGUCGUCCGAUCAGCCGAUCGAUAUACGUUUGCUGAACUUUUUGCGCAAUGCACAGCGUAAAUUUCAGUCAGUAGCAACGACAACAACUAAGCCAAAGUCUGAACACAGCAGCGGUAACAACUACAACAACGAAAGCAACACCAAAGAAAGAUCGUCAACCAGAAACCGAAACAGCAACAUCAAUAACAUGAACAGCAACAGCAGCAGCUCACUCCCGCCUAUAAACAGUACAGAUGAUUGGUUUGACGAAGAAGCCACAGCGAAGGCAACUGAAGCAAAGUCCAAGGAAACCCCAUCAAGGCCAGCAAAGACAAGAACAACAAGAACAAGGACAAAAGCAAUCGGCGAGAGUGGUGCGCUGAUAACCGUGGAAAUUAAGCAGGGGCAACUGCAAGACAAACAACUGCAGUGUCAACAGCAACUACCCCGAGUGAUUGCGGCCGCAAAGCCGUCUAAAAUAACAGCAGAAACCACAACAAACAGAACAGGAGUCGUAGCGGAAACCGUCAGCAAAGCUGCAACUUCAACAGGUGGCAGUUGCAAAGUCGAGGAUAUGAACAGUCACGCGACUGCCACACAGAACGGACAAACAACGGUCGUUGGACAUCAUCGCGGUUUCUCGCAGCCCUCAGUCGCCGCGGCAGCUGCGUCUGGCGGGACAGCUGGUGAUCCAUGGUAUCUGCAGGCCACCGGGCAUCAAAUGCCGCCUACAGCACCCCUACGACACAAUAAACGACCUGCGCCUCAGCCCAAUUCAAUGGGUGUUGGUGUUGGUGUUGGAGUAACAGGCACUUCACUGCUGCAUCAGCAUCAAUUAAGCCAAUCACAGCCGCACAUUGUACCGCCGAGCAUACCACCACAUCACCAUCAUCGUGACAACAAUUUGCAUCAGACACAACCGAUGGGAGGAACGUCGGCGGGCGCAACAGCGGCAGCAGCUUUGCAUCUGUCAACGCACGCAUUGAAUAGUCAUAAUUUAAUCAACAAACAUUCGCCAAAAUCGCCCAAUCAAACACAGCAACAGCAGCAGCCGACAACAAUACAUCAGCAACAGCAACAUAGCAUACUGUCAACAUUUGCACCAGCGGGAGCAUCAACGGCAACCGAUCAGUCUGCAUCUGCAUCGAUAUCGGCAACCGCCGCUGCUGUUGCUGCCGUCACACAGCAGCAGCAGCAACAACAUAUGCAGCUUCUGGCCAACUGCGCUUCUAGCAAUAAUAUAAUGUCCUCCUCACUUACGUUACACACUGCUCCAGUCGGGGCAUUGCCGCCAAAGAGUUUGGCGCACGGCAACAACAGUGGCACCAGCAGCAGCAGUAGCAACAACAUGUUGCUACAGUCCACACAGCCAACAACUGCCGCGACAAGUGGGAGCAACAUCAAUAAUAAUAACACCAAUAUUAUUAGCAACAACACUACGACUUCUGGCAUGUCCACCUCUCUUCACAGUUUUGACAUCAACGGCGGCGGGAUGGAGAAAUGGACAAGUAGCUCCACGACGGCCAUGAAUCAUGCUUCUCUGUCACCCACAAGUGCUCCACAGCAGCAGCAGCAUCACAAUCUGCGUAAAUGCGAAGUCAAACUCAAUGCAAUGCCAUGGUUCCAUGGCAGCAUAACACGUGAUGAAGCGGAGCAUUUGCUGCAGCCACGUGAGGAUGGACUCUUCCUUGUGCGAGAGUCAACAAAUUUUCCCGGUGACUACACGUUGUGCGUCUGCUUUCAGGGCAAAGUCGAGCAUUAUCGUGUCAAAUAUCUAGAGAACAAGUUGACUAUCGACGAUGAGGAAUACUUUGAGAAUCUUGGACAACUUGUUGCCCAUUAUGAAGCAGACGCAGAUGGCCUCUGCACCCAGUUAAUCAAUUGUUUGCCUAAACUUGGAAAACAAGAGUUUUGCAUCAACUCCAAAGAGUUUGUCGACAAGGGUUGGGUCAUACCUGAGUCGGAACUGCAACUAAGAGAGAGUAUUGGAAAGGGCGAGUUUGGUGACGUCAUGUUGGGCAUAUUGCGCAACGAGAAAGUCGCUGUCAAAAUGUUGAAAGAUGAGGGCGCUGUGCAAAAGUUUCUAGCUGAGGCAUCGGUCAUGACUACGCUGGAGCACGAAAAUUUGGUCAAGUUUAUUGGCCUCGUUUUUACCAGCAAGCAUCUGUACUUGGUAACGGAAUACAUGAGCAAAGGAUCGCUGGUUGAUUAUUUGCGUUCGCGUGGACGACAGCACAUAACCAAAAAGGAUCAGAUUAAUUUCGCCUUUGACACCGCCUCUGGCAUGGAAUACCUGGAGGCUAAAAAGGUUGUGCAUCGUGAUUUGGCUGCUCGAAAUGUCCUAAUCUCAGAGGAUUGUGUGGCCAAGGUUUCAGAUUUUGGUCUGGCACGUGAGGAAUGCUAUAAUCUCGAUGUCGGCAAGCUGCCCAUUAAAUGGACCGCACCCGAGGCACUCAAGAAUGGUCGAUUCUCCAACAAAUCAGAUAUGUGGAGCUAUGGCAUACUCCUGUGGGAAAUAUAUUCAUUUGGACGUGUGCCCUAUCCUAGAAUUCCAUUGGCGGAUGUUGUGAAGCAUGUCGAAGUUGGAUAUAAAAUGGAAGCGCCUGAGGGUUGUCCAGCAGAAAUUUACGAGAUGAUGCGCCAAGCGUGGGAGUUGAACCCUGCUAAACGGCCUACAUUUGCAGAAUUAAAGGUUAAGCUACAGCUACUGAACAAUGCAACAGCGUGAGAUGAGCAUUAAGCUAAAUAAAUGGCAGAAACUAACGAAAUGAAAAGAUUGUUUAAAAUGACUUGAUUUAACACAGACACUGAACGCAACAAUUUUUCGUACCAAUAAAUAUAUAUAAAAAUUUAUUUAUAUAUAUUUAUUUACAACAAUUUAUUUACAUACAUAAUAUAUGCGAUAAGUUUUUGUAAGCUUAAGCGAAACCCAACACAAUCAAGCAAUGUUAGUGAGAUGCGCCCAGCUAACGAUCUAUAUAAUACAACAUGUAACAAUAUAUACUUAUAUAUAUAUAUAUAUAUACAGGUAUAUUUACUGAAAUGCCGCACUGUAUUUCAAAUCGAUUAAUCAAGUGCAAGCUGAAAGGGCAUACGUGUAGUUUACUAUUAUGAUUACAAUUAUCAAUUAUUAUAUACAUACAUACUGUACUAUGCUGUCUGUAGUCUCCCCACUUUACUUCCCUCAUUGUAUAGAUUUAUUUCAUUUUCUCUUUCUCUGAUACAUUAAAUAUAUAUAGGUAUAUAUAUUAAAUAUAUAUAUAGAUUUUUAUGUUACAGAAUACGGAUACAUAUGAGCGCCAAACUGCAGGGCACUUGUAGUCCUUGACACCAGGUGCAAUUUCGUUUUACAAAAUUGUUAAUAUAUUGUUUUUCUUUUAAAUCAUUUUCUGUUUGUAGCUCAAGCAACACAGCAACAAUAAAAACUUGUUCAACAAGUUGCUGUAUAACAACAAGAACAACUGCAAAAUAUAUAAAUCAAAUUAGUUAAAUUUAGUUACAUUUUACAUUUCUAUAUCUAAUCAAAAUGAGAGAAAAUUUAAAAAAAUAAAUUAAAAUCGAUGUAAAGAAAAUAAAUCAUCUUUUCUUCGAUUAGUCCUUGAAAUGAAAGAAACAAUACAAAAUGGAUAAGAAGAAAACACUUGUGAAAAUAUGCAUUACAUAAAUACUACUACAUAUAAAUAUAAAACAAAUUACAUACAAUUUAAUUACGACUCUUAAAUACUUAUUAGCAUAUGUGGCAUGAUUAAUAUUUAACAAACAGACGUAUAAUAAUACAUUAUUAACUUAUUACGCGCAAGAUUCCAAUGUACGUACAUUUUUGCAUACCUUGAGUCCUAGAUUAUUUACUGUCUUUUUAUCCUUUUUGUUUACAACAAAAUUUUUUUAACAGAGGAAUCUCUUGAACUUUUAUAUAUACAUUUACAUAUGUAUAUUCUUACACCGCUUUAAAAAUAAUAAAUCGAUAAUCGAUAAGAGUAAUUUAUUUAUCUAUCUCAUAUAUAUACACUUAACAAUUUACGUUUUAUGUUGUCGUCCCCAUAAAGCCUUGUACAAUUUUGCUUUACACUUACGUUUAUUUUAUGUAUAACACUCACACAAGCACACUAAACACACAUACACGUCCAUAUACAUUUAUAAUUAAUUUAAAUUUAAAGUUAUUACAUUUUUAAAAUACGAAAAAGGAAACAUCAAUUUUGUCAAAAGUUAAUUUAACAAAAUCCGAAAAAUUAUAUACAAAAUUUCGCAAGAACACACCUUAUACUUAUAAAUGGAAUGAAUGGAAAUCGAGUUGGAGCUGAAGUUGGGGGUUGAAAAUGAUAUGAAAAUUUUAAAUAAAAGAAGAAAAUCAUACAUCGACCUUAGAUUCGUUGGGAUAUUUGGGAAUUUUCUUC
Drosophila albomicans is the source of this 5074-nucleotide messenger RNA. RefSeq names its product mucin-5AC (gene Csk). NCBI's taxonomy places the organism in Eukaryota, Metazoa, Arthropoda, Insecta, Diptera, Drosophilidae. Gene Ontology annotation, molecular function: ATP binding; protein tyrosine kinase activity. The transcript is spliced from 9 exons. The record is from RefSeq and is a predicted model, not a curated record. Gene Ontology annotation, biological process: protein phosphorylation. Bases 112 to 3408 code for a protein of 1098 amino acids.